GGGCCCAUCCUCAGCUCCUUCCCGCAGGAUUCCGUGGUGGGAUCGGCCGGAGCUCCCGUCCUUGCAGCCUCUGGGGCCUCCCUGGGCUACGGGGGCUACGGCUCCCUGGGCUACGGGGGCUACGGCUCCCUGGGCUACGGGGGUUACGGAUCCCUGGGCUACGGGGGUCUCUAUGGAUAUGGGGGUUAUGGAUAUGGGGGCUACGGGGGUCUCUAUGGGUAUGGGGGCUAUGGGGGCCUGUAUGGCUCGUGUGGGGGCUACCGUGGCCUGUAUGGCUCUGGCAGAGCCUUUGGCUCUGGCUAUUGCAGCCCCUACUCGUCCUGGUCCGGCCGCUACGGCCGCGGCUUCUGGGGGUCCUGCUGA
Messenger RNA from Sturnus vulgaris (Common starling), 363 nucleotides. NCBI's taxonomy places the organism in Eukaryota, Metazoa, Chordata, Aves, Passeriformes, Sturnidae. The record is from RefSeq and is a predicted model, not a curated record.